AUGAAUUGUCUCCGCCAGACCCAUCGACGACUCAUACAGCACACCAAAGCACCCACGCUACUGCCGACGAUAGGAGCAUCGCUAGCUGCAAUUCCUGCUCUCACACCCACUCCCCUCAUAUCCAGAACCUCCGUCGCAUAUGGCUCUAGCUCCUCGACACGGUGGAAGACACGCCAGACCCGCGACCACUUUGCCCGCGAAGCAAAAGUCGCAGGCCUCAAAUCUCGCGCUGCCUACAAAUUACUCGAACUCGACUCCAAACACCAUAUUUUCCGCAAGGGCGCUACUGUAGUGGACCUGGGCUAUGCGCCUGGGAGUUGGAGUCAGGUCGCUGUCAGCAGGACGAGUCCGGGCGGCAGAGUGUUGGGCAUUGAUAUCAUUCCUGCGCAACCCCCGCGAGGCGCGUCGAGUAUCCAAGGCAAUUUCCUGAGUGCAGAGGUGCAGGCUGAAGUGCGGCGAUAUGUGCGAGAUCCGACUUUGGGGCGAGCGAGAGCAAAAGUCGUCAUGUCGAAACGCGGCUCCGAUGAGGCAGCCGAGGAGGAAGAAGGCGCCACAGAAGAAGACAUCGAAGCCCAAAGUCGCGGCGUGUUGAGUCUAGCUCAAGAAACACGGCCGCAAGAAGAGGCAGAGCGAGAUCAUCAACAGCAAGAUGCAGCAGCUGCAGAGGCUAAAGAAGAGGAAGAACAACUCAGCGUGCGGAAAAAGGAUCUUCGCGACGGCAGGGUGGUCGAUAUCGUGCUAAGUGACAUGUCAGCACCCUGGGAGCAGACGACCGGCCACUGGAUCAGGAGCGUUAGUAACCCGUAUUUCAGGAUGAUGAACACGAGCGGCACCGCCUUUCGCGAUCACGCCGGCAGCAUGGAUCUCUGCAAUGCUGCCCUGACUUUCUGCUACGACACCCUCCGCACCGGCGGCCACUUUAUGUGCAAAUUCUACCAAGGCGCCGAAGACAAGGCCUUUGAGAAUCGACUGAAAAAGCUGUUUGACAAGGUUCACAAGGAAAAGCCUGAAUCUUCCAGAAAGGAGAGUAAAGAGGCUUAUUUUGUUGCGCUGAGGAGGAAGUCUGACGUCCCGAGAGAAGCAGUGUUUCCGGAUGAGGUUGUUGCAGAGGAAAAUGAGUUUCCAGAGUGA
This is a messenger RNA of Aureobasidium namibiae CBS 147.97, 1131 nucleotides long. RefSeq names its product FtsJ-domain-containing protein. The coding region runs from base 1 to 1131 and encodes 376 amino acids. Gene Ontology annotation, molecular function: rRNA (uridine-2'-O-ribose)-methyltransferase activity. Gene Ontology annotation, cellular component: mitochondrion. The transcript has 3 exons. The record is from RefSeq and is a predicted model, not a curated record. NCBI's taxonomy places the organism in Eukaryota, Fungi, Ascomycota, Dothideomycetes, Dothideales, Saccotheciaceae. Gene Ontology annotation, biological process: RNA methylation.